Molecule: messenger RNA, 570 nt
Organism: Sitophilus oryzae (rice weevil)
Lineage: Eukaryota; Metazoa; Arthropoda; Insecta; Coleoptera; Curculionidae
Product: craniofacial development protein 2-like
Exons: 1
Coding region: 1-570 (189 amino acids)
Source: RefSeq, a predicted model, not a curated record
AUGCAAGGUAUAAGGACCAAACAACAAGAAGUGUUUAGUGAAAUAAAUAAAAUGAAGAUCGACAUUUGUGUGCUAACGGAGACCAAAAAGAAGGGCAAAGGAACGGAGACUGUGGGAGAGUACAUCCACAUAUUUAGUGGUGUAAACAAGGAAACUAGGGCAAAAAGAGGCGUUUCGGUAGCUAUACACAAAAGACUAAAAAACAACAUAAAAAGCUGGGACGAAAUAGACGAACAAAUUAUAACAGUCGAAAUACACAAAAACCACCGACAAAUGAUAAUAAUAGGAGUAUAUGCCCCUAGCGACGAUGCGGAUCCUUUAACAAAAGAUAUGUUUUUCAAUAAACAAACGCACAUAAUAUCCGACAUUAAACACGAUAAAGAACUAUUCUUACUGGGAGACUUCAACUCAAGAACGGGAACAGAAACCAAUAGCCCAGUCGUGGGGCAGUACGGAGAGAGGUCAACAACCAACGACAAUGGUCUCAGGCUAAGAGGCAUGUGCGAAAGCCUAAAUUUAAAAAUUAUGAACGGCUUCUUCCCUCAUAGAGACAUUCAUAAGUUUACGUGA